GUUGGUCUGCAGGAUGAAGAGUUUCUGUGGAGGAGAGGGUAGUUGGAGGGGAAGAGGAGCUGCUCAGAGCAUGGAUUAAGCAGACCAGCUUUUGUUAGGGGAGCCAACCCUGGAAACCUGUCACCGUGAUUUUGGGCAUCAUCAGUGUGGCUCCAGCCUUUAGAGCUUCAGUCAAAUAGUGAGCCACAUAACAUCAGCCAGACCUGGACUGGUGAAAAGCAGAGAUCUGUACCCAAGGUUGUCAGAGUAAGGAAAACACACAGCUUUAUGCCAGUUUGCCCAGAGUGGUGUGAUGUCCGUGGUGUGUUUGUGCACGCAGCCCUUCCAAUUGCUUCGUCUGGGAGAGAAAACCCGAUAUUCCACCUCCUGAAGGUUACUAAUGAAGCAAAAAGUCAAGGCUUUGACAUCUUACUGCUUUAUUCACCCGGCAACACCUCUAUUAAAAACUCUCUGCAGUUCUUUCUGGGUGGCACAGCAAGCUGGCCACCAGCCGGGGGAGAAGCCCCGCUGGGACAUGAGAAGUGGAGCACAGUUUCCAGGAUAAACAACAAAAUACGCUUGAGCUAUGGAGUCCAACCAGGAAACCUCACUCUUCCUGGUGAAGAUCUUGGAGGAGCUGGACACAAAGCAGAACACCGUUUCUUACCAGGAUCUCUGCAAGUCACUCUGUGCAAGGUUUGAUUUGUCCCAGUUGGCCAAACUCAGAAGUGUGCUGUUUUACACUGCUUGCCUGGAUCCUAAUUUCCCAGCGACUUUGUUCAAAGACAAAAUGAGAUGCACUGUAAACAAUCAGCAAUCAAAGAAAAUCAUGGUUGCAGCAGAUAUAGUAACAAUAUUCAACCUCAUACAAAUGAACGGGGGAGUGGCCAAGGAGAAGCUUCCAGUUGCAAGGCAAAAAGUGAAGAAGAAAGAGUCCUUUGAGUCCUGCAGGUCUGACACGGAAAUCUGCAACGUGGCAGACUGCGUGCCCAAUUGUGAGCUGAACGACCAGGACUUUAACCAGGGCUUUCCGGUCAGAAGGUCUUCAAAAUGCAGGAAGAUGGACUGCAAAGACUGCCAACAGUUUGUUCCCUCUUCAGAACCCAACUUUUUGCUUGGGGUCAAUAAGGAGAUGAAGGGCCGGGCUGCCUCUCUGGAUAGGCUUCAGGCACUGGCGUCCUACUCCAUCGCCACGUCUCCGCCGUGUGAGAUGCAGAGUACCUACUUCCCUAUGAACAUCGAAAAUGAAUCUAUUUCAGACCAGGACUCCUUGCCAAUAAGCGCAGGUCUGAAAGAAACCUUCAUUUCAAAUGACGAGCCGUUUGUGAUGCAGUCGUGCAUCCAGAAAAGGAAUAUAUUCAAAGAAGAUUUUCAUAAUCUGAUUACAAUAUCUCCCAACUUAAUACCGCCCAACAAAAAGCCAGAAGAUGGACACAGAGAGCCUCAGAACAGGAAAGAAAGCUCUAAGCAGGCUUUCUUCAACCACAGCUUUGAAAUGCCAUACAGCAGCCAGUACUUGAAUCCAGUUUAUUCACCUAUACCAGACAAAAGACGAGCGAAGCAUGAAAGCCUAGAUGAUCUUCAAGCUUCAACGUAUUUUGGCCCAACUACGAUUCUUGGGCCUCAGGACAACAAAAAGUGGACAGGAAAACCAACUAAACAAACUGCCUGGCCAGCUAAAAGCUGGAGUUUAAAUACUGAGGAGGUACCUGACUUUGAACGAUCAUUUUUUAAUAGGAAGCAGUCAGAAGAGAAGACGCGCUACCAGAGCUCGAACAACCCAUCUCCAAACUUUCCUUCAGCAGACAGGCAUCAGGCCUACCUAAAUGCAAAGGACCAGCAACCAAUUAUGCAGACAAAUUAUGCUGUGAAACAAAAUGGGCAUAAACCCAAGGAAAUUCCUUCCAUUCUAGAUGUGGAAAAACAUGAGCCAGUCAAAAAGUUUAAGGACAAAAGCAUUAAUUGUACUUCUGUUCAGAUCUUAAGCAUUGACAGGACCACGAGUGUUGGGACACAAACGGAGCAACAGGUCCUGGACCACAAAAAAUGCAAGGAUUUGUGUACACCAGGCCAAGCCAAGUAUGGAGAGAGGCACUCCCUUAAGCACUCGGAUGAUGACUCUGAAAUCGUGAGUGAUGAUAUCAGUGACAUUUUCCGAUUUUUAGAUGACAUGAGUAUCAGUGGGUCCACGGGAGUGAUGCAGUCUUCAUGCUACAACAGCACUGGCUCCCUGUCUCAGGUGCAUAAAUCAGACUGUGACAGCUCGCCUGAGCACAAUUUGACUAAAAUCUCCAACGGGAGUGCCUGCAACAAAUUAGAAAAAGUGGUCCGGGCAGAUGUCAGUAACACGGACGAUGAACUGAAAACAAGUGUCUGCAAAUUGGUUUUGAGGAUUGGUGAAAUAGAGAAGAAACUGGAGUCUCUCUCAGGUGUCCGUGAAGAAAUCUCCCAAGUCCUGGGAAAAUUAAGCAAGCUGGAUCAAAAAAUUCAGCAGCCUGAGAAGGUCAGUGUACAAAUAGAUCUUAAUUCACUGACAAGUGAGGCCGCGUCAGAUGAAAGUAACUCCCCGCAGAUAUUUCAGUGCCACAACACUCCUCAUGGAGGCAAGCUGGAGAAUAAUCCAGAGUGGUGCUGUUCAGAUGCCAGUGGAAGUAACAGCGAAAGUCUUCGAGUAAAAGCCUUAAAAAAAAGUUUAUUUACUAGAAGGUCAUCGAGAUCAUUAACAGAGGAAAAUAGUGCAACAGAAUCCAAAAUAGCAAGUAUUUCAAACUCUCCCCGAGACUGGAGAGCUAUUACUUAUAGCAACCAAGUUGGCAUUACAGAAGAGGAGAUGAAAGAGAGAGAUGGAGGAGAAAAUAAAGACUGGCACAGGAAAUCUAAAGAGGCAGACAGGCAAUACGAAAUCCCACAGCCACAUAGACUCUCUAAACAGCCAAAAGAUGCUUUCUUGAUUGAACAAGUCUUUAGUCCUCAUCCCUACCCUGCAUCACUCAAGUCACACAUGAAAAGCAACCCGCUCUACACAGACAUGAGGCUGACGGAGCUGGCUGAAGUGAAACGUGCCCAGCCAUCGUGGACCAUAGAGGAAUACACAAGGAAUUCGGGGGAUAAAGGCAAGAUUGCAGCAUUGGAUCUACAAACUCAAGAAUCUUUAAACCCAAACAACUUAGAAUACUGGAUGGAAGACAUUUAUACUCCUGGCUAUGAUUCCUUAUUAAAACGCAAAGAAGCUGAGUUCAGAAGAGCAAAGGUUUGCAAGAUAGCUGCCCUAAUAGCAGCGGCAGCUUGUACAGUUAUUCUGGUCAUUGUAGUUCCCAUUUGUACAAUGAAAUCCUGAAUACGUGGACAGACUCGUGACUCCCAGCUGUGUGCAUCUCAGAUAGCUCAUUCUGUGUUUCAAGCGCCUGAUGGCAAAACUGUAAGGAAUUUGCGAAGGAAGAAUGUUCUGAGGAUAUCCUGGUGGAGAUUGCCGUAAACGUAGACAGAACACAAAACGAUGAGAGGAACAAUUUUUUUUUGAGAAGUAUUAUUUUAAAUAACAGAGCAUGUGGCGGAGCUGAUGGGAACUCGGUUCGAUUUUUAUGCAUUUUUAAAAGUGCAAUAUUUUUUUUCCUAAAGAAACAAUAUAAUGUUUUACAGAAUCAGAGACUGACAAGGAUCCAGGCAAAAGGGGAAGGUUGUCUGAGCUAUGUUGCAUUUACUGGAGGUGUGAGUACCUGGAGGUAGCACUGUAUAGAAGGGAACAUUCUAUAUGCAUUACACCGGGGAGCUAAGAACGUCUUAAAGCUCUCUACAAUGUAGAAAACUCUGAAUGUAUUGUAUUUAUUUAUAGCAUUUAUGUAUUUCAUGAUCAUUUGAUUGAAAGCAGACUGUGUAGCCAUGAACAGAGUUCAUUCCUAUGUUCAGAUUAAAAAGGGCUUUUUAUAUUUGGUCUUGCCCUAAGACCCACUCUAUCAUCACUGAGUACUUAGAUAAGUGCAAUGUGCUGCAGACCAAAAAGAUUAUGUUUUAAAGCAAUCAAAAGAGGUUUUAGUUGCUUCUGUUGAAUAACAUUUGCAUAGAGCUGGCAAACAUGCCUUGCCAAAAGGGUAUUCUUUACCUCUGCAGACAGUGAAACUGUCUCAAUUUCACUCCUGCCAGCAAGCAAAGCUGGCAAAUCCAAGCAACACUCAGUUAAAGUUCUCAUAAAUGUAAUCUGAACAGUUAUAAUUUUGUCACAAAGUCUUCGUGCCUUUUUUUAGACUGUAGAUGAACCAGAACUGUUUAAUUUUGCUAUUUUGAGCCCAUAACAUAAAUCACAACAUAAUGGGUACUAAUGGAGGUUCUCUUCCCGCAAGCCUUCUAUACAGUUCAGAUUGCUCCUCAGAUUGCAGGGCUGGUGGUUACUGAGCACUUACAUUAAGGGCACAGUCUUCCAGCACGGGUGGAAACUUGCUGUUAGUGCGAUGCAUUCAGCACAGGGAGCUUGUCUGCUUCCCCUAGUGCUAAUGUACUUAGGAAUGAUGGUUGACUCUGCUGGACAGCAAGCAGUCUGUAACCCCACGAGAAACAUCCAUUUAAUGCUUUAUCCCAAAUGCACGUAGCAGGUUAAAAGGACUUCUCGAGUUAUGAUAGAAAGGGUGUGCCAUGGUUAGUGAAAGCAAACGCCCAGACAGUAUUUCUCUUCUGUCAUGAGUGGAUUGGGGGAGGGAGGGAGGUGUUAAAAAAAUAAAAAAAAUAAAAAAAAUCAGGAAAUAAUGUGAACUUGCUGGUCCUCUAAGGGGAAGGUGAUUCUUGUGGUGAAAGCUCUUUCUGGAGGUUUGUUGGGUUCCUUUGGAAGCAGCCCCCUGGUCACACCGCAGCUGAGAGCAUCCCCUGCCCACCUGUCUGGCACUUGAGCUGCUGGGGUUCUCUGGGAUCAUGGGGUGUGCACCCUAAACCUGCACCUGCCUGGUGCAAUUCUGACCCAAAUUCUGUGGUUUUGGCCCCUUCCUGAUACCAAGAUUUCUCUCUGCUUCCAGAUGCUGCAUGAUGGAGUCACAGCAGGGAGGGAGUAAUUCGCACCGUCUAUUUUGGGCUCCCCUUAGGCCUUCAAUCACGGUGUGAUUCAGAGCACCUAAGUUUAGGAGCUCAGGAUCCAUACGUAGUAAAUAUAGACAGGUAGAGAAACCUCCAGGGAUGUUUCAGAGCUGCCAGCAAGAUGUCUAAUAUUAGACAUGUGAACGCACUCCACGGGGGCAUUGCUCUGCAGUUUACCUUAUGCACAAUUUAGGUUGGUUGUGUACGUAGAAAUCUCUUCCUGGUUCCAGGCAGCAUCAGGAAGACCUCAAGUCCCUCAUUGGCCUCACUACAGCAAGCAGGAGAUGUCAGAAAUAAGCAGAGUGGCUCCGUGGUUGCAGAAUCAGAUCCCAUCUGCUCAUGCUGGCAGAGUUGUGUCCCUCGGAGGGCGCAGGAUGGGUGCUGGAUGGACACCGGACAGACACACGGCCUCCACCAACCCCAUCUCUGCCAACACGAGCGGUCUGACCCUGUGAGACCCAAACCUGCCAGCUGAAAUCAGCAGUCUUAGCAAUUUACUUUUAGGAAAUAUCUGAUUAUCUGAGAUAUGGAAAAGAUGCAGGUAAUGGUAUUGAUCACAGGCAGGUUGGGGCUGUGCUUGCACUGCUGCAUUAGAGGAGGCUGAAGGGCCCCUGCUUUGUGUGUUUAGGGGUUGCCAUCAGCUCCACAGAAGUGCUGAGUGCUGGCACAGGAGGAGCUUUUGCAUUAGGGAUGCCCAAAAUCACAAGAAGGAUUUGGGAGGCGAUGGAGUCAUGGGUGAUGUGGAGCUGGUCUGACCCAAGCACUCAGCACCCUGAGCAUCCACAGCACCCCUGACCGACUGAGGUGCUUUUGCCCAUCCUCCCUUUGCAUAGGCAUCCGGUGGCACCCAUCCUCAUUGAGACAGUAAUUUCCCUGCCCAGGGAUUGGCACAAAUCCCCUGUUUGGAGCUUGACUCAGCUCCUGCAACCCCUGUGAGCAUCCCAGCAGUGCUGAGAGCCUGAGGGGAGAGGGGAAGACAGAGCCUGGCUCCACCCCUGCACCCCACAGAUACCUCCAGGAGCUGCUGCCUUGCCUUCCCCAGGGGAUGAUGGCCAUCCCUAGGCAUUCCCAGGAGGUUCUACAUCUGGCCAAUGUAUUUUUGCUUAAAAUAAGUAAGGUGAUGCAGCAGUGGGUGGCCACCACCAGGGGAGAGCUGCUCAGGAAGGAGGGACCCUGCGGUUCUGCACAGAGUGUAUCAGCUAGGGGAAAUCCUGACCAUAUUAACCUGCGAGAAUAUUGUGAUCGACCUUGUGAACCAGUUAUCAACUAGUAUAUGCUGUAUACUACAUGAUAGACUUUUGUAUUAAAAAAACAAUAAAAAAUAAAUUAAAGCUAUAGGUACAUUGUAAUCCUUGGUGUGAUUGAAAAAAAAGUGUCCUAGAUUGUAUUACUUAAUUAAAAUAAUGAUGAGCAUAUUGAA
Anas platyrhynchos (mallard) is the source of this 6457-nucleotide messenger RNA. Lineage: Eukaryota; Metazoa; Chordata; Aves; Anseriformes; Anatidae. The record is from RefSeq and is a predicted model, not a curated record.